AGGGCUGUGUGGAGGAGCGUUGCUGGUUGUUUGAUAACGCUUAUGGUGACUUAACGGGUCAUUCUCAGCGGAACGGUGAACAUAAAAAAUCCAAUGGAGAUCAGGCCUCUGUUGAUUUGCUUUGUGCUGUGCGUGGUCUAUGCCAGCAGCAAGCCCACAGAGAAGAAAGACCGUGUGCAUCAUGAUGAGCCAUUAAGCAGCAAGGAACACAAUGAUGGAGAGAACUUUGACUAUGACCAUGAUGCCUUUCUCGGUGAGGAGGUGGCCAAAUCUUUCAAUGAUCUAACUCCAGAGGAGAGCAAGCAUAGACUAGGCAAAAUCGUGGAUAAGAUUGAUGAUGAUGAGGAUGGUUUUGUUACUGAGGAUGAACUGAAGGCGUGGAUUAAAAAGGCACAAAAGAAGUACGUCUAUGAAAAUGUAGAGCGGCAGUGGAAAGAUUUUGACAUGAACAAUGACGGCAUUAUUGCCUGGGACGAGUACAAGAACGUCACGUAUGGCAGCUACCUCGACGACCCUGAGCCAGAUGAGGGCUACAAUUACAAGCAGAUGAUGGCCCGUGAUGAGCGACGCUUCAAGAUGGCAGACAAAAAUGGAGAUGGCAUUGCGGAUAAAGAGGAGUUUACUUCUUUUCUUCACCCUGAGGAAUAUGAACACAUGAAGGAUAUUGUGGUGCUGGAAACCAUGGAGGACAUUGAUAAGAAUGGGGAUGGUUUUAUUGACCUGGAGGAGUAUAUUGGUGACAUGUACAACCACGAAGAUGAGAUGGAUGAACCAGAAUGGGUAGCUACAGAGCGUGAGCAGUUCUCCGAGUUCAGGGAUAAGAACAAGGAUGGCAGGAUGGACAAGGAGGAAACAAUGGACUGGAUUUUACCAGCUGAUUAUGACCAUGCAGAGGCAGAAGCCAAGCACCUGGUUUAUGAGUCAGACUCCAACAAGGAUGGCAGACUGACCAAAGAAGAAAUACUCAACAAGUAUGACCUUUUUGUGGGAAGUCAAGCAACUGACUUUGGAGAAGCAUUAGUACGACAUGAUGAGUUUUAACUUUUGUUUGUAGUUGACUAGCUAAAAAAUUUUUAUCUUUAUUUGUCACUUUAAAAAUAACAGGGUGGUGACUGAUUUAUUUCAUAUGACACUAAAGCAGCAUUAAAAGAAAGUAAACUCUUGUGUGCACAGUCUCUUGUGCACAGUGUUUUUACUUCUCUCUUGGUUUUAUGACCUAAGAUCAGUGUUUCAAGAUGAAAAUAAUUUACAUUAGUAUUGUGUAUGAUUUUGGAGGCAUUACCAUAAAUGGAAAAGUUUAGGAUUGUUACCCUAAGUGUCACACUGCUAUGUUAAGACUGAACAAAUGGAGCCUGCACUAGUUUUUGUGCUUGUUUUCUUGCACCAAUUUUUUAGACAGUCCAGUGUUAAUGAUACAUUCUCACUGUGCCUUUUAUUUUAUAUUUUUAUUUUUAAAUGAUCAUGUAGUCAUUGACUUGUCUAGUUUCUCAUGGUCAUACUAUAACUGAAAAAAACAGUGAGAAUUGUCUGUGUAUUAGAAGCAGGUUUAGUUUAUUCCAAAGAUAAACAGGAAUGCGUUUUGCUGAAAAUGUGCUGCCGUCAGUCCUUGAUCAUGCUUAACACACCAUGAUUGAACUCACUGCAUGAUUUCAGUUGGAUUUUAAUAUGCUGUACAUUACUGGGGUCCAGUUUGGAACAAUGUUUUCUAUAUGUAUAUGCACACAAAACACAAUGUAUGAUUUUCUAAAUAUUUGAAAUGACAGCAGUUUCUCAUUAAAAUAUUAUUAAAUACACUAAA
This is a messenger RNA of Trichomycterus rosablanca, 1798 nucleotides long. RefSeq names its product calumenin a (gene calua). The transcript is spliced from 7 exons. Lineage: Eukaryota; Metazoa; Chordata; Actinopteri; Siluriformes; Trichomycteridae. Bases 94 to 1041 code for a protein of 315 amino acids. Gene Ontology annotation, molecular function: calcium ion binding. Gene Ontology annotation, cellular component: endoplasmic reticulum. The record is from RefSeq and is a predicted model, not a curated record.